This is a messenger RNA of Linum trigynum, 441 nucleotides long. Lineage: Eukaryota; Viridiplantae; Streptophyta; Magnoliopsida; Malpighiales; Linaceae. The record is from the annotation of a GenBank genome assembly.
AUGGAAUUGGUACCCUGCACACCCAUGGACAGCAACCUCCCCUCAACCCCUGAUCUAUUGCCUUCUUCUAGCUUUUCACCUAUUGUCACCCCUCCGGAUAUCGCAUCCCAUCUAACUGCAUUACCUUCACUCUCCUGCACCCAAAUGAGCCCUACCAAGAAUUGGGAUUUUAACUCUUACCCCUUUGAUGAAAUCACCCUCAAGUCUAGAAGCCUCGACCUGGGUAGAAGAUUCAAUUUGAUUUCGGAGGAGAAUCCAGAGCAGGAUGAGAACAUCAUUUCUGAAGCAUCAAGAACUACACACAGAAGGAAGAUUCGUACCUCUCGGUCUAAACUAGAGAUGGAAACGUUCAGACUUGGGCCCCAGGUGCCUCCUUCGUCAGGACCGAGGCGUAGCAGAAGCAAAUCUAAAGGUUGGGAUGACAUCUCUAAUGCAAAUUAA